This is a messenger RNA of Manduca sexta (tobacco hornworm), 348 nucleotides long. Its product is annotated as corticosteroid-binding globulin-like. The record is from RefSeq and is a predicted model, not a curated record. Lineage: Eukaryota; Metazoa; Arthropoda; Insecta; Lepidoptera; Sphingidae. The coding region runs from base 1 to 348 and encodes 115 amino acids. The transcript is spliced from 2 exons.
AUGGUAGCCGGUUUGAAAGAGAGUGAGGUGCCGAUAGACGUGGCGAUACCGCGGUUUGUCACCACCACCGAGUCUGACGUGCGAGCGGUUCUGGAACAGGUGGGACUGAAGAGUCUGUGGACUGACGCCUCAGCAACAAGGAACAUUUCCCAGCCAGCUGUCAUGCCCAGCGGGUUCGUACAGCGCGCCGAGAUCACUCUAGACAGCCACGGCAUCGACUCCUACAACCCAGAAUUCAUAGAAUUCACCGAAUACUCCACUGGCCUCGAUCCAAAACUUGGACAUGAAAUGAUCGCCAACAGGCCAUUUAUGUACGGUUUAUUUGACGCUGAGACCUACGUGUUGUAA